GCCCGGCGGGCGAACUCAGCCAGUCUCACUCGCUCGAUUAGUCAGUACACUUCGGCUCGUCUUUUUCCUUUUUCGCUCUCGAUUUUCAUUUCAAAUAAAGGUCAAAUUCAAAUUGAAAAUUUGCUAUUGCUAUAAAUUAAUAUCUAUAUUUCGAAGCAGUUUUUCAUGAGUGAUUAAAGUUCAGCCACACCAACAUGAAGCGCAUUACAGCUCGCCGAAACCAUGGCAGUCGAUCGCACCACCUCCACCUCUACCGAUCUUCCUAUCAGCCCGCCAGCAACAAGCCAAAGGUCCCCCAAAUUGCCACCGCUCAGCAGCAGCAGCAACAGCAGUCAUUCCUGGCUCAGACCGGCUUCGGAGGUCCAGCCGACAGCCUGCCAGCUGGAGCUGGUACCGGUGCCAGAGUUGGCGUUGGCCUGAUGACCAUUCCCAGCUAUGCGGACCAGAUGCAUUCCGCCUUCUUGGAUUACCAGCACCAGAGGGUGGAGUUUGAGCAGCAGCAGAACCAGCUGCUGCAGAAGCUUUACCAACAGUAUCCCGAUGUCUCCGGGGCUCAGAUACGUGCCCAGGGGCAGAAAGAGCAACAGCAGCAGCCACCUCAACAGAAGCAGCACCCGUCAGAGUGUCUGCAGGCUGCCAAUGGCUUCGUCUACCAACGUCAACAAUUUGGCAUCAAUGGCCUGCAACCCGGAGGGCCACCCAAACCCACUGGAGGAUCCAUGCCGUUACGCUUUAUGAGGGGAGCUGGUGACUUCUAUUCGACGCAACAGCACAUGGGAUUCAUGCAGCAGCAGCAACAGGAAGUGCUCCAUGACCAGCAGCAGUUGGUGGCGCAACAGUUUGCCACCAGCCAGUUGGCGCCCACCACCAGGCAAAGCUAUGGCAUGGCAGUGCCCAUGUCCUCGGUGCUCAGUGCCCCCAGCUUCCCGGAGCCGUUGGAUAUCAACCAAGUGAACUUCACAGGCGGCAAUCUCGGCUUAUUGUAAAGGACUUUGUAGAUUAGUUUCGUGAUUUUGGAGUUCUACGAUUUGAUCUGGCUAUUGUUAUUUUUGCGAAAAAUAUUUGUGGUAUCGACAAGUGGUUAUAUAAUGCGGUAAUAAAGUGUGCGACCGAUA
This is a messenger RNA of Drosophila kikkawai, 1115 nucleotides long. RefSeq names its product headcase protein-like. Lineage: Eukaryota; Metazoa; Arthropoda; Insecta; Diptera; Drosophilidae. The record is from RefSeq and is a predicted model, not a curated record.